AACAUAACCCAAACCCAACUCAUACGCACACGCACCCCCUCCCUCCCUCCCUCACCCUCUUUUCUUUCCCCCCCUAUGGGCCAUCCACCGAAUCCCCUUCCUUUCUAAAUCCCCCAUUCUCUCUCUCUCUCUCUCUCUCUCUCUCUCUCUAUAUUCAAUCGGAUUCACCGUUCAUCCACCGUCAAACUACAGCAUCUUACAGUUCAAAAACUUUGUUGACCAUAGUUGACCAUUCGCCAUCGUGAUCUUGGCAAUCCACCAAGAUUCUGAUCAGUAUGGGGCAUCAGCAUCAUUUUAGCCCAUCCUUCAUGCUAGAGGCUGAUAAUGAACAUAGCUGGAACUUUGCAGAAAAUACCUACAUGCCUACUGCAAGAAACGGGGCUGGACCAAGUAGUUCUUCUAUAUAUCACACAGAUAAUAUGUCGAUCGAUGGACCGCAAUACACACACUGUAAUCACACACCGACAUCAAACGCAUAUCCUUCAUUACCUCACAAUCUUCCGAUCCCAAACUAUCAACAAGAUGUUGCCGGUCCAUCAGAUCUUUCUAUGCUUACGCUUCAUACACCCUCUACUUAUAUAGCUCCUGAAGAUUAUAGAAACCGAGCUUCUUCAUCUAAUUACAGUGGAAAUCCUUUCAACGAAGAAGAUUUAUUUGACCUAAGGGUCAGUAAUCAAAGUGUUCAAUAUAAGCGCAAAAGCCCGGGUGUUCCAGAAGGUCAAAGUGGUCAAAGUUCAUCUGAUGUUGCAAUGAUCGAUGAACCUUGGACAAAUUUUCUUCAUGCACCUUUGGAUUUUAACAUGACAAAUGCUAAUGCCCUUUCGAUUGGUGGGGGGAGUUCUGUUAGGAAUGUGAGAAGCCGGUCAACGAUUGACUUGGAAGCAAGCGCUGCUAGGAAUCAUUUGACAAGUAAUCUGGCACGUGACUUUUAUACAACCAGUCGACCCAUGGAUAUUGGUCCGAGCUUAAAUGGUUUGAAUCCAACUCGUGUGUCUUCUACUGUUAAUGAAAAUGGUACCCUUAACUACGAACAAUUAAACCCGUUUCUCGAACAAAGCAGCAGUAAUACUAGUUCUUCGGUAGUAAGCGGGCAACAGAAUAACAAUCAUGUCCUUCGAACUUUUCCGAGUUCUUUUGCUCAAUCCGUGAGAGGAGUUCGAAGUGGUUUUAGUCAAAGUCAAAGGCCUGCCUCAACUUUCAGGGUGUCUUCAACCAACUUAACCGAUGACAGGUUGCACUUAGCAACCAAUAAUCAUUCUUCCCGACGUCCAAGGCCUUCAUCCAGCAUAGGCUGGCACACUAGUGACAGGAGAUACCGAUCUUUAUCUAGGGUGAACUUUCAUGAUCACCCACCAUCUGAGGGUGUUACGAUCAUGGAUCGAUCGGCUGUCUAUGGAUCGAGAAAUCCUUUUGAUCAACAUCGGGACAUGAGACUCGACAUAGAUGACAUGAGUUACGAGGAGCUUCUUGCACUUGGGGAAAGAAUCGGAAGCGUUGGCACGGGCCUGCCAGACCACCUUAUCUCAAAAUGUAUACAAGAAUCGAUUUACUGUUCUUCAGACCAAAUACAAGACGAAGGAACGUGUGUCAUCUGCUUGGAAGAGUAUGCAAAUAUGGAUGAUGUGGGGAUGCUAAGAGUUUGUGGGCAUGAUUUUCAUGUUGGGUGUAUCCGAAAAUGGUUGUCAAUGAAGAACUUGUGUCCCAUUUGCAAAGCAGAACCCAUGAAACAGAAAUAAGUUGGUAAGACCUGUUUGUAUCUUAUUGUUGUAAAUAGAUGUUGGUGGAAUUUGAAUAAUCUGGUAAACAUUGUGCAUCCAUGACAAUCAUGGUGCAGUGUCCCUGGUUAAUUUAUUGGGGUUGUGUAUGUAUAUGUUUAUAUAUAUGCUAAUUAAUGGAAAUUAUAUCAAAUUCACAAGGUU
Molecule: messenger RNA, 1919 nt
Organism: Helianthus annuus (common sunflower)
Lineage: Eukaryota; Viridiplantae; Streptophyta; Magnoliopsida; Asterales; Asteraceae
Exons: 7
Coding region: 276-1736 (486 amino acids)
Molecular function (GO): ubiquitin protein ligase activity
Source: RefSeq, a predicted model, not a curated record